CACAUUUCUGGUGCAUAUAGACAAAUACUAACGUGGAAGAUUUUGGUUUGAUCAGGGAAGUCAAAAUAGCAAGUUUAUUAGUCCAGCGAAUUGGAAUUGAUUGAAUCAAAAAAGUUGAAGGAAAAUGGAUUUGGAAUCGGUGAGGAGAUACUUGGAGAAAGGAGGAGGUGAGGAUGAAGACAAGAACGCAUCCACGAUCAAUGGAUUGCCUCUCAGGUUCUUUGAGCGCUUCAUCAUGCAAGACCUUCGUGUCGAUCUCAUUGAACCUGGUCGUCUCAUCUGUACCUUCAAACUCCCACAGCGUUUACUGAACGCUGGUAAUUUUUUACAUGGUGGAGCGACGGCAACGCUGGUGGACUUGGUUGGUUCAGCUGUGAUAUUCAGUGUUGGAGCUCCAGCUACCGGAGUUUCGGUGGAGAUUAAUGUUUCAUACUUGGAUGCUGCUUAUGCUGAUGAGGAAAUUGAGAUAGAAGCUAGGGUCUUACGUGUUGGGAAGGCUAUUGGUGUUGUCAGUGUUGAGUUCAGGAAGAAGGAGACUGGCAAAAUUAUUGCUCAGGGCCGUCAUACCAAGUACCUUCCUGUUGCUAGUAAGAUGUGAACAUGCUUCUAAUUUGUCGCUCAUUUGAAUAUUUUUUACUUGUCUUCCUUUGUAAACCAAAUAAUGUAUAUUUCAUAUUUAUUGACAGAAUAUGCCUAUAGCAUGAGUAAAACAGUUGUCACAUGCAUGAGAUGCUCAAUUGGUUCUCCCGUUAGACUGAUGUUAGAUAUGGAAACUUUAUGUUCCCUUUCC
Quercus robur (English oak) is the source of this 790-nucleotide messenger RNA. RefSeq lists its product as uncharacterized. Gene Ontology annotation, molecular function: fatty acyl-CoA hydrolase activity. Lineage: Eukaryota; Viridiplantae; Streptophyta; Magnoliopsida; Fagales; Fagaceae. The transcript is spliced from 3 exons. The record is from RefSeq and is a predicted model, not a curated record. The coding region runs from base 125 to 598 and encodes 157 amino acids.